AUGUCAGCACCAGCAUCAUUUGCACAAGCUCGUAUUUGGCUCGACGAAAGAAUUCGAUUCGAUCCCGACAAACCACAAGUAGCCAUCUAUAAUAUGCCUUUUGUUUAUCGUCUCCAAUCGGGUCAUAUUUUAUCGAUUCAACAACUUCGUCAUGCUCUUUAUCUUGCUGUUAGAAAACAUCCUUCACUUCAUACAUCACUUCAUUUUGACAUCGACAAGAAUCUACUCAUGCAAAGAGUUCUUACUCAUGAGAAUAAUAAAAAAAAUAAUAAUAUGUUUUCAAUCAUCGAAACUAUUAAUGAAACAGAUGAACAACUCAAUGACAUUUUACACGAUGAGAAACGUAAUCCUCAUCUUUUUGAUCUUGCAAAAGGUCUUGUGUUUCGAUGUCAUAUUAUUUAUUACAAACAAAUCUCUUCAAAUCAUAUACUUUCUGAUCAGGAUAUGGUCAUUUUAAAUGUUCAUCAUGCUUUGUUUGAUUUUCCAUCGAUGAAUAUAUUUCUUCACGACCUCAAUCAAGCAUAUACAACAGGUCAAUUACUAUAUGAUGAUAGUACUAAUCUUCGUUAUCUUGAUUAUGCUGUUAUUGAACAACAAAUGUCAAUGACUGGCGCAAGCAUGUUUUGGCUUGAUGCUCUUCAUGAUUAUAAACUCGAUAAGUCUUUAUCAUUACCAUUUGAUCGAUAUCGUCUCUCAAAUGAACAUCGAACUGGUCGUGGAACAUCCAUUUCGUUUGAUUUUGGUCAAGAUCUCUCACAUCACUUUCUUACAUAUGCAUCAUCAAAUAACAUAUCACUGGAACAACUUGCACUUGCCACUUACUAUGUGUUUUUGUUCAAAUUAACCAAUGGAGAAAAAGAUUUAUGCAUUGGAAUAAAUACACUUGGUCGAUAUAGAGAUGAACUUAACCCUAUUAUUGGAAUGUUUGUGAAUGCGAUACCUCUGCGAUGUCAACUCGAUCCUCAUUUGUCAUUUCACGAAGUCACAAAACACGUUCAACAUAACAUGAUAAACUGUAUUAAGUAUUCUUAUUUUCCUCUUCAACGUAUUCUCAAUCAACAUCCAAAUAUAUCAAAUCCUGUAUUUCUUGAUACAUCGUUUGACUUUGUAUCAUCCAUGAAAAGAGAUGAGGAGAAUGAAAUAAUGAUUGGUGAUAGUCGACUAUCUUUACUACCUUUUUCAAUUAAGAUUAGUGAAGAUGAAAUAAUGAGUAAAUUUGAUUUUAUUCUUAGUUUUCAACAUGAUCUGAAUCUAAAUGAAUUCUCAUGUACCAUUAAUGCUUCCGUUGAUUUAUUUAAUGCUGAAACAAUUUGUACAAUUACACAAAGAUUACGGACAAUGUUACAUCAACAAUUCACACCUUUUCAUAGUCAAAUAAACAAACCAAUCCAUGAAGUACAAUUAGCAUUACCGACGGAACAAUUACUUUUACAAUCGUUGAAUAAUACACAAAUACCAUUUUCAUCUCCUUUCACUUGUAUCCAUCAUGAAUUUGUGAAUCAAGUAAUGAAACAUCCACAGAAACUAGCCGUUGAACUAGAUGAACAAUCAUUGACAUAUUCUGAACUCUUGUAUUAUGUUCAAGUUUUAUCUUUACCUCUUCUUAAUGAAUAUGAUGUGUUUCCAGGUGAGAUCGUGUGUCAAUGUGUUGAGCGAAGUUUGUCCAUGGUGAUUGGUAUAAUGGCGCUUGAAAUGGCUGGUGGUGUUUAUUGUCCAUUAUCACCUCGAGAUCCACAACAUCGUUUAUAUGCACUCACACAACAAACACAAAGUCAUCUUGUUCUUGUCCAUCAUCUAACUAAGACCAAAUUCGAUGCUGAAAUUAUAUCACUUGAUAUUGAUUCCAUAUUAGUUAUUAAUGAUUUGAAUAAUGACAUGGAUUAUAAUUGUCUUUCAAGUGUGAUAAUGAAAGGUGAAGAAAUAGCCUAUACUCUUUUUACUAGUGGUUCAACUGGAAUUCCGAAAGCGGUUCAACUGAGACAGCAGAAUCUCAUCAAUUCAAUAUUAGGUUUCGUUCGGAUUGAUGCACUACAUGAAGAUGAUGUUACGAUUCAAAUAGCUAGUUCAACCUUCGACGCGCAUAUACUGGAAACUGUAGGAUCUCUAAUCUGCGGUGCGACAAUAGUCAUGCUACACCCACAAGGUAAUAUGGAUUUUCAAUAUAUCAAUCAUAUUUUACAUGACAAACAAGUGACAUAUCUGACCGCGGUUCCGACUUAUCUCAAUCAUUUAUGUGACUUCCUUAAACAAAAUAGAUUUUCUCCAUGGAUACUAAUAAGAAAUAUUAGCUGCGUCGGUGAAUCUGUGUCAUUAGCUUUCAUCAAAGUAUUGAUGCAAUUUGUUGCCCAGUCUUGUCGAAUUUGGAAUCUGUAUGGCCCUGCGGAAGCCACACUUGGAACUUCGUGUCACCUAAUUGAUGUGACCACUCACAUGCAUGAUCUUCCAAUUGGCAAACCACUACCUCGUUACAUAUGUUUACUUCUAAACAGCUUCUUGCAAUCUGUUGUGAUUCAGGAAGAAGGAGAACUACUAGUGGGAGGAGUGGGUGUCUUUGCUGGUUAUCUUGGACGUGAUGAUUUAACUGCAAAAGCUCUCAUUGAAAUAGAUGGUCAACUAUUUUAUCAAACAGGUGAUCUUGUUACAAUGGAUAACAAUGGUCUUCUUCAUUAUCAAGGAAGAAAAGAUCAUCAAAUCAAACUUCAUGGACAAAGAAUUGAACUUGGUGAGAUCGAACGAUGUUUACUUAACAUUACUUCUAUUUCUGCUUGUGUUGUCAUGAAAUGGAAUGAUGAUUAUUUAGUUGCAUAUGUUCAAAGUUCUGAUACUAAUGAAGUCCAACUACGAGAACAUUGCCAAUCUCAUCUUCCACCACAUAUGAUUCCAUCAUUAUUCAUUACUCUGGAUAAACUACCCUUGAAUCCAAAUGGAAAAAUAGAUCGAAAACUUCUUCCACCACCUAACUUUUCAUCAGCGCAUCUCACUAAUCAUGAUGAACUGUUGUUACCAAUGAAUGAGAAUGAAAUCAUCAUUCAUCAAAUUUGGUGCGAUUUAUUAAAACAAAAACAAAUCUCAACUAACACAAAUAUCUUCACUCUUGGUGGUCAUUCACUUGUCAUUAUGCAACUCUUUCAUCAAUAUAAAAUACAUUUUCAUCUGGAAUCAAAUACUCUUUCUAUUACUGUUCUUUUUCAACAUCCAACAAUUAUCGAUCAUGCUCGACUCAUUCAUCAAACUAUGAGUGUGACGAAGAAUAUCAAUGACUAUCAUUGGUCUUCAUUAUAUAUCAUGAAAGCUAAAGCAUCACUUGCUCAAGAACGCAUUUUCUUAGAUGAACAAAUUCGAUUUUCGUCAACACAUAUUAGUACUAACAACAUGUAUGUUAUUCCAUUAAUUUAUCGAAUAUCAUCUAUGAAUGAUCGUAUAUCUAUUUCACAAUUACAACAUGCAUUUCAAUCUAUCAUAAGAAAACAUAAAAUUCUUCGAACAGCACUCUAUCUCGACACAAAUGGUACUAUUAUGCAACACUAUUUAGAUACAAAUGCUAGUAUCAGUGAUAAGAAAUCAUCCAGAUUUUCGAUACUUAAUCUUCCUACUGAAGAACAUGAACAGAAUGAAAUUGUAAAGAAGAUUUUAAAUCAAUCAGAUUUAUUUGAUUUAUCAAAAGGACAUGUUAUUAAUUGUCAUAUUCUUCGUCGUGAUCAGUCAAAUCAUUCACUCACUCAGAAUAAUGAUCUAUUGACUAAAGAUGAUCGAAUACUGUUUACCAUUCAUCAUGCAAUGUUUGAUGGAGCAUCGACAACAAUCUUCAUUCGUGAUCUUUCUCUUGCAUAUCAAUCCAUUGAUUUGCUUCCUAUAGAUGAUAAUUCAUUCCAAUAUAUAGAUUAUUCUAUUUAUGAACACAUAAUGGAUAUGACAUUAUCUCAACAGUUUUGGAUACUAGAACUCAAAGGAUAUAAUCUCACACGUCAGUUAUCGUUACCUGCUGACCGACAACGUUCAUCAAUUAAUCAACAACGAUCAGGUUUAGCUUCUUCAGCUCAAAUCACUUUUGAUGAUGAAAUAUGUAGAUCAUUUCUCACCUAUGCAUCAGCACAUCAUCUCACACUCUUUCAACUUGGAUUAUCCAUAUUUUAUCUCUUCCUAUUCAAAUUAACUCACGGUGAGACUGAUCUAUGUAUUUCUUCUAUCAAUGCAAAUCGAUACCGAAGUGAACUAGUGAAUAUGAUUGGAAUGUUUGUAUCAACAUUACCACAUCGUGUUGAACUUGGUCCUCAUUGGUCAUUUAAUGAAGUAGUUAAAUAUGUACAAGAAAAAUGUUUAUCAAUUCUUGAACAUUCUCAUUAUCCAUUACAACAUAUUCUUAGUGAUCUACAUCUCACUCAAUCAAAUGUAUCAUUUCUGGAGACAAUGUUUGAUUUCAUUACUAUCUCAAAAGAAGUUAGUGGUUUAUGUUUGAAUGGCGUCAGUCUAGAACAAGUUUCGCUACAAGAAUCAUAUGAAAUGGCUAAGUUUGACUUUUCAUUAAACCUUAUAUACGAUCCAUCAUUAGAUGAUCAUCAAUUGUCUUGCUCUUUUGUUUGUUCAAGUGAUUUAUUUCAUGGAGCAACAGUUGCGGUAAUAGGUCGAAGAUUUCAACAUGUUUUAGAACAUCUUUUUUCGUCAAAAUCAAGCACAAAUUGCAUGGAUUUAUAUUGCACAUCUAUAUCAAAACUUGAUCUUAUUCUACCAGAAGAAGUUGAAGAAAGACAAGCAAUAAUCUUCCAUAGGUUGGAUAAUAUUAUUAAUGAAGGUAUGCUUAGUUUUUAG
This is a messenger RNA of Adineta steineri, 4806 nucleotides long. The record is from the annotation of a GenBank genome assembly. Lineage: Eukaryota; Metazoa; Rotifera; Eurotatoria; Adinetida; Adinetidae.